This is a messenger RNA of Anthostomella pinea, 783 nucleotides long. The record is from the annotation of a GenBank genome assembly. NCBI's taxonomy places the organism in Eukaryota, Fungi, Ascomycota, Sordariomycetes, Xylariales, Xylariaceae.
AUGAUUCAGAAGGAGACUGCUUUCGCCACUCUUGUGGUGUCGAUUGCUUUCGCUACUAACAUCGAGUUGCAGACGGGGUGGACGACCACGAAGGUUACCUCGAUACUAAAGCACCAACUAUGGCCGCAGCUCUGGAACGUGUAUCUAACAUUCGUGCUGAGAUUUCUUCUGGGACCGCUCCAAGUCUACCUGCGUGGACCAGGCCUGCGAGCACUGCUGACGUCGAUUGCUUCUUUCGGCACAAUAACGCCGUACGAGUGGCUAUGUGCGCAUGGCAGUUUGCGGGUUUGGGCCCUCGAGAACAUCGAGGAAAAUGUAGACCUACCCGAUGUGCCCAGGAUAGUCGAAUUCCUGAUUGUGGGCGCUCUCAAACUGGCUGUGGACUUCCUACUAAUACUAGGUCUCACGCUGGGUCGGUUUUUCAUCAUCCAUAAGGCCAUCAUGGAGCUUUUCAAACCAGCGCUACCCCCUAGUCUCAAUGGGGCCCUGCUGAAUAUGAAGCCUUCAACGGAGAUGGGAUUCUUCUUGGACAACCUCGAAGCCACCGUCACAGAAAUCGACUGGCAUCCUUGGCUUCUUCAGCAUCUUCUACAGGGUCUAACACAAAUCGCCAUCGUCAUCAUUCUGAACUUGGUGACGACCCACUUGCAAGUCAAAAUCGCGGCUAUAGUCGAUAGGGAAGUCAUAUACGGACAGACCUCUCCAACGCCUCAGAGAUCCGUCAGGGCGUCGCACUGCAUUCCGGUCUACUUGUUUGCGGAACCCAGGUCCUCGUCCGAAUGA